Nymphaea colorata (pocket water lily) is the source of this 1501-nucleotide messenger RNA. RefSeq names its product novel plant SNARE 13. Gene Ontology annotation, cellular component: Golgi apparatus; late endosome membrane; endoplasmic reticulum membrane. The coding region runs from base 225 to 950 and encodes 241 amino acids. NCBI's taxonomy places the organism in Eukaryota, Viridiplantae, Streptophyta, Magnoliopsida, Nymphaeales, Nymphaeaceae. The transcript is spliced from 10 exons. Gene Ontology annotation, biological process: vesicle fusion; retrograde vesicle-mediated transport, Golgi to endoplasmic reticulum. Gene Ontology annotation, molecular function: SNAP receptor activity; SNARE binding. The record is from RefSeq and is a predicted model, not a curated record.
AGUUCAUUGCUUUUGGCGUUCUCUUUGGGCGACCAGCGCAGAGUCGGAGGAGAAAAGGGGGAGAAAGGAAUCGCGAAAAUUUGGGUUUCUAUUCCGGCGGUCGCGUGGCUGGCGGGUUUUCGCUUUCCGGUCCUUUCGGGAAUUGCCGAUGAGACUUGGCCUCGGGAAGGGCUAGGUUUUCAGUCGCCGGAACCCGGUGGGAAGUUACCGGAUUGUGAGCGGCUAUGGCGAGCGAAUUGAAGAUGAGCGCACAACUCGAGCAGAUCGACGGAGAGCUGGCAGAUCACUUCCGCGCUCUCGCAAAUGGCUUUCAGAAAUUGGAUAAGAUUAAAGACCCCAAUAGGCAGAGCAAGCAAUUGGAAGAACUGACUGCAAAAAUGAGGGAGUGCAAGCGUUUGAUAAAAGAAUUUGAUCGUGAGCUCAAAGAGGAAGAAAAUGGGAAUCCUCCUGAAGUGAAUAAACAACUCAAUGAGAAGAAGCAAUCUAUGAUUAAAGAGUUGAAUUCUUAUGUGGCAUUGAGGAAAACGUACAUGAGUAGCCUUGGCAAUAAGAGAAUUGAGCUCUUUGAUAUGGGAGCUGGAAUGAGUGAUCCUGCAGCUGAAAGCAAUGUUAGAAUGGCUUCAGAGAUGUCAAAUCAAGAGCUUAUUGACGUUGGCAGAAAAGCGAUGGAUGAAACUGAUCAGACCAUUGAACGCUCAAAGAAGGUUGUUCAUGAAACUGUUGAGGUUGGAGCCCAGACAGCAGCUACACUAAAGGGCCAAACUGAACAAAUGGGCCGAAUUGUUAAUGAGCUGGACACAAUUAACUUCUCAAUCAAGAAGGCCUCUCAGCUUGUAAAGGAGAUUGGUAGGCAGGUGGCUACAGAUAAAUGCAUCAUGCUGUUUCUGUUCUUGAUUGUUGUUGGUGUUGUAGCUGUAAUCGUAGUGAAGGGGAUGAGCUUUAGCCUUUAGCCAAGCUGAGACCUUACACUUGACAAAGCAAGUGCAGCAGUUCGUCGCAGCGAUAUUAAAGCUGUACAAGAAAAUGCUUAAUGAAGAUUUCUUUAACUAAUGAAGAAUUACAAAGUUGGUUUGAAAUAACCUUCAAGAUGAUCAGGCAAAGAGACAAACGUUGGAUGUAUACCAGUGUGGGCAGAACGGGAAAGCUCAAAUUUGUCCCUCAUAUGAAGAAAAUUUGAUCCAAUGUAACAGAAAAGUUGUCUAUAAUAGGCUUAGUCUUGAUUCCUUGCAACAGAAAAUUUGUCUAUGAUUUGAUGAAGAAGAAUGAGAUAUGAAAGUUACUUUCAUAUACUAAGUGCUGAAAUUAGAUCCAAUGUACUAGUUACCAUGAAAUUUAGUAGUUAAAAAAAUAAAAUUUUAAGUUUAAAGUAAUAGAAAAGUUAGUUUUUUUUGGAAGGAAGCUCUCAAGUCGUUGAAAAUGCUUACCAACUUUUAUGUAUUUUAAAAUAACAUAUAUUUUAAUUUGAGAAUUUUUUCACAUACUAUGAAUUAGUGCCCCAUAG